GGCGAUUGAUAAAGGCGCAGAGAGGAAGGACAGCGAAGAGGUUCAGCUUGAACUGCAUUUCUUCCCUCUGUACCUGCACCAAUCAUUAUUUCAGAGAUGGCAAAAAAAAAGGCACAUCCUAAUUCAAGGAAUGUGUUAUCUGAGGUUAAAAACAAUGGAAGAAUGACAGGUAAAAGAAAAAGGUCUGACAGCGACUCAAUUGAUUCUCUGAAAAUUCCAAAACAAUCAUCUGGCUCUUCCAUUUCCCAGUCGAAUUCAGUUAACUCAACUGUUGAUUCAACUGAAGUGGAGACUGAAAAAAUUCGGUCUCUCGAAGAAGAAGAGGAUGCUGUAAGGUUGACCAGAGGCGGAAAGGAGGAUAGUCAGCAAGAUAGAAGGUUGACAGCCUUCACAAUUCAUGAUGAACAUGGCCAACCGCAGCCUAUUGAGUUGGUCGAAGAGUAUAAGCUGUAUAUUUCAGCUCUCAUUUUGCCUUUGGAGGAUCAUGAUGAUGAGAAAGAGACAAGGAUUUACUGUGAAGGAUUUGGUCCAAUAUUAUCAUGGUCAUUAUCUGGAUAUGAUGAGAAUUUGCCAAUCAUAUGGGUAUCUACUCAAACAGCUGAUUAUGAAUGUCUAAAGCCUUCCAAGGUCUACCAGAAGCACUAUGAUCUCUUUUUCAUGAAAGCUAGUGCAUGCAUUGACGUAUACAGAAUGCUGUCAAAAUGUUGUGGGGGCAAUCCAAAUAUAGGCCUUAAUGACUUAGCUACAGCUGUUUCACAUUCUUGGACAGAAAAAUCAAAUGUUCCUUUGGAGGGCUAUUCCAUGGACUUAUUCCUUUCAUGGGGUAGAUUCAUAUAUGAUCAGCUAAUUGGCUUGGAUGAUACAUCACGAGAGGGUGAUACGAUCUUCACAAACUUACCAGUACUUCUAGCCCUUAAAGAUGCAUCCGAAAAAUCAGUUGGUUCAGUGUCCAGAAGGAAGAAAUCGAAGAGAUACAUGAGUGAGUAUGACAUUUCAGAUGACUAUCCACCACCAACAUACUAUACACAGAGUAUCAAAGAGAAGGAUGAGUCCAGUAUCUUCAUUGAUGAAAGUGACUAUGAUUCUGAUGAGCUUCCUCAAUAUUUUCUUCACAAUUGGUGCCUAUAUAGCUCGGAUAAUAGGUUCACUCCUUUGGAGCUUCUUCCAAUAAAAACAUUUGCUGCAAAGGAUACGAAAAUUUGUUGUUCAGGUGUUCUAGCAACUGAUCAAGGAAGCGUCUUCUGCUGUGAUGACGACUUCAGCCCUUCAAGUUCUUUUCUGAAUGGGGAUGGUAUACCUGUGCACUUAAGUGAAAUAAAGCAAUGGGACAUAAAGUGGAGAUCAUCAUCAUCAACAGCUGUUUCCAUUUCAAUAAGAACAGACACAGCCUGGUACAUGCUGGGGAAUCCAUUAAACCAGUAUAAUCCAUGGUACAAACCUAUUGAGAAAAUAGUAACUUUAGCAAUCAGCAUCAUCAAAUUGUUGCAGGGGCAGAGAAGGGCAUCGAGGCUUUCGUUUAGAGAAGUUGUUGAGAAAGUUGCAGAUUUCAGCCAAGGUUAUCCUUCAUAUAUAUCCUCCGAUAUAGCAACUGUUCAGAGGUAUAUGCUUGUUCAUGGCCAAGUCAUUUUGCAGCUAUUUGCGGACUAUCAUGAUCCUUCUAUAAGCAAAUGUGCAUUUGUGAGGGGCCUUGAGGAUCACUUGAGAGAAUGUCUUCUCACCAAAAAAGUGAAAAAGAAAGAGUUCCAGAGGAAAGAAAUCAAUCUGCAUCAAGAGGUCGUAGCGCAGAACAAAACUCCAAAACCACAGCCAAUGCCAGCUACCACUACCAAACUUGUGGGCAGGAUCUGGGGAAAGUAUUGCUCCAAUUAUCUGUCUAAUGACUCUAAAGAAAAGGAUACCAAAGCAUUAAAAGAUAAAAAAGUUCCUUUUGGUACUAAUGUUGAGAAGAUCCAUUCUCUUACAAGAUGGAGAAAAUCACCCUAUGCAAGCACAGUAGUCAAAUGGGAAGGAGAACAAGCUGGGAAAACAUCUUCAAAUAAUGUUCUCUACAAAAAAGCUAAGGUAGGUAGACUUGCUGUUCAUCCAGGUAGCUCAGUGAUAGUGGAAACAAUUGAUUCCAAAGAAAAUCCUCCCAUAUUUUAUCUGGAGUACCUGUUUGAAAACUCUGACGGAAAAAUGUUAGCUCAUGGACGACUGAUGCUUAGAGGACAUGAGACAGUGCUUGGGGAUUCUAGUAAUGAAAUGGAGUUGUUUUUAACUAAUCAUUGCCUAGAUUUUGAGCUUUGUCAUGUUAGAGGUACCGUGGCAAUUGAAAUGCGAUCGACACUUUGGGGACAUAAGCAUCGGAAGGCAAAUUUGAAUGAUGAAAGUAGUGAUAGAGCAAGCGCAUCAAAAAAGAAAAAGAAGAAGCUCCAGGUGGAAUUCUUCUGUAGAAAUUUAUAUUGCCCUGAGAAAGGAGCCUUCUUAUGUCUGAAACCUGAGUCAAUGGGCCUUGGUAAUGGUCAUUGUCAGCCGUGCCAGAUAAAGGAAUCCCGUACUGCAGCAUUCUUCAAACUCACCAAAGCCUGUUUCAUCUUGAAGGGAACCAAGUACCACAUCCAUGAUUUCAUCUAUCUAUAUCAGGAUCAUGUUACAUUCUAUCAGUGUGACCAAAGUAGCCUCAAGAUUGGAAAAAAUCCGCCCCUUAAACCGUUCAUAAUCUGCCAAAUUCUGGGGAUUGAAGGCAAAAAGCCCUUUGAAAAAGCUGAUCCUAUGUCUACUAUUCUUCGGCUCCAGAGAUUUUACAGACCAGAGGAGAUUUCAGCGGAUAAAGCAUACCAUUCUGACAUUCGAGAGAUAUAUUACAGCCAAGAAGUGCUUAAGAUGCCGGUUUUGGCAGUGCAAGGAAAGUGCGAACUAAGAGAAAAGGAAGACAUUCAUCUGUUCCCCACUACUUAUGUUUAUCAGCACAUCUUCUACUGCGAACGAUCAUAUGACCAUCAGACCGGAGCUCUAAAGAAGUUACCGCCCCAAGUCAAGCGUAAUCUCUCCAGAAAAAAUUCGGUUAAGGCUGUUGUAAACAGAAAAAUAUUAGGGAAACGAAAGAAGGCAGAAAGAACGCUUGAUGAUAUUUAUAAUCAACAACAUUCAGCUCAAAAACUACCUCUUGCCACUCUAGACAUUUUUUCUGGUUGUGGUGGCCUAUCUUCGGGUUUAGAACAAUCAGGUGUCUCAAAAACAAAAUGGGCGAUUGAAUAUACGGAGACUACCGCGACAGCAUUUGAACAAAAUCAUCCAAGGGCAAAAAUGUUUAAUGAAAAUUGCAAUGUCAUCCUCAGGGCCAUCAUGGCAGCCUGUGGGGAUGCAGAUGAUUGUAUCUCAACUCCUGAAGCUGCUAAAUUGGCUGCAAAACUUGAUAAGAAGCAACUCAAUGAUUUGCCCCGGCCUGGCGAUGUUGAUUUCAUCAUUGGAGGGCCUCCCUGCCAAGGAUUUUCGAAGAUGAAUAGAUAUCAAGAUGGUUCUUGGAGUAAAAAUCAAUGUGAAAUGAUACCGGCAUUCCUGUCGUUUGCGGAUUAUUUCCGCCCCAAAUUCUUCCUCCUUGAGAAUGUGAGGAACUUCAUAUUCUUCAACAAAGGUCAAGAAUUCCGCUUCACGUUGGCAGCACUCCUGGAAAUGGGCUAUCAGGUGAGAUUUGGAAUUUUAGAGGCAGGGGCCUAUGGUAUUCCACAAAACAGGAAAAGGGCAUUCGUUUGGGCAGCCUCACCUGAAGAGAAUCUGCCAGAAUGGCCUGAACCAAUGUUUGUUUUCAAAGGUUCAGAAUUGAAGAUCCCUUUAGGUGGAGAUGUUUUUUAUGCUGCAGCUCAUCGAACUGACCAUGGCGCUCCAUUUCGGUCAAUCACCAUAAAAGACGCCAUUGGUGAUCUUCCACCUGUUGACAAUGAUGCAUCCGAAUUUACAUUGGAGUAUGAAAAUGAACCUGUGUCCUGGUACCAAAGACAGAUUAGAGGUAAUAUGAGGUAUCUUAAUGCCCAUAUUCCCAAGAAAUUGAACGAGAUUAACUUCCUCCGAUGUAAGAAAGUUCAAAAACGCCCUGGUGCUGACUGGCAUGACAUUCCAGAUAAACAGGUUAAGUUGUCAAAUGGUAAAGUGGUGGAUUUGCUGCCUCCAUGGCUACCUGAAAAAGCAAACCGAUGGAAGGGGUUAUAUGGGAGAUUGGACUGGGCCGGAAAGUUUCCAACAUGUGUUACUGAUCCCCAGCCUAUGGGCAAGGUUGGUUGCUGGUUUCACCCUCAACAAGAUAGGCUCGUCACCGUCCGUGAAUACGCUAGAGCCCAGGGGUUCCCUGAUAGCUACCAAUUCUCUGGCAAGAUUAAGCACCAGCAUAAGCAAAUUGGAAAUGCAGUCCCCCCGCCGGUGGCUUUUGCGCUGGGAAGGAAACUCAAAGAAGCUGUGGAAAAAAAGGGGGCCUCAUAA
Oldenlandia corymbosa var. corymbosa is the source of this 4452-nucleotide messenger RNA. Lineage: Eukaryota; Viridiplantae; Streptophyta; Magnoliopsida; Gentianales; Rubiaceae. The record is from the annotation of a GenBank genome assembly.